Messenger RNA from Musa acuminata AAA Group (dessert banana), 594 nucleotides. RefSeq lists its product as uncharacterized. The record is from RefSeq and is a predicted model, not a curated record. NCBI's taxonomy places the organism in Eukaryota, Viridiplantae, Streptophyta, Magnoliopsida, Zingiberales, Musaceae. The coding region runs from base 1 to 594 and encodes 197 amino acids. The transcript has a single exon.
AUGCAAAAGCGAGAAAGGGCAGCAACUGUUGCUGCCGUCGCAUAUGGCAACGCUGCCAUCUGCGUGCAGGCAGCGCAGCCGCAAGGCCGCCCUCGUGCAGGCAGCCCCUGUAGCGGCGCCUGCGGCCGCUGCUCCCGCUGGGUGACGCGCUGCAGGGCAGUGGCGCCUGUGGCCGCUGCUCCCGCGGGCAAAAACCCCCCGCAGGGGUGGCCGCCCGGCGAGGCAGCACCGCCUGCGGGCGUUGCCUCGCGGGCAGAACCGCCCGCGGAGGGGGCGGCGCCCACAGGGACGCCCGCCCGGGGGGCAACGCUACCCACGGGGGCGCCCACCUGCAGGGGUGGCGCCACCCGCGGGCGAGUCGCCCGCAGGGGUGGCGGUGACAGCAGGGGCGCCCGCCUGCGGGUGCGCCCAAUUGCAACGGCGGCGCCACCCGCGGGUACGCCGCCUGUAGGCGAGGGCAGCGCCCCGCCCUCCGCCGCACAGCCUGCCGCCGGCAGGGUGGCGGCGGCGGUAACAGCAACAGGGGUGAAGGGGUUAGGGUUUUGGGCAAAAGACAGUUUUGCCCCUGUGUAUUUCAGAAAUUCUAUUUUCUAA